CAAAUAGGAUUUCAACACGCUUCCUUCCUCCACAUCCGCUUUGGAUCUCUCCUUCAUCCGAACUCCCAACCUCCUAAACAGCCAUGUCGUUCGUUUCAAGAGCCUUACGGGCCAACAAUAUCGCCCUUACCGCAGUACCGUCUCGCCGCCUGAGCUCCUCUGCCGCCUGCUGGGCAAACGAUGCCUACAUUCUGUCAGCGGCACGAACCGCCACUGGAAAAUUCAACGGCGGCUUCAAAGACGUCCCUGCGCCCGUCCUCGGUAGCCAUGUGGUAAAGGCGGCGCUACAACGUUCCGGCGUCCCAGCGGAGCGAGUGACCGACCUCUACUUCGGCAAUGUCCUCCAGGGUGGCGUUGGCCAAUCGCCGGCACGGCAAGUUGUGAUGUUCUCUGGACUGCCAGAGACCACAGAAGCCGUGACCAUCAACAAAGUUUGCGCAUCUGGGCUCAAGGCAGUCGUGUUCGCUGCCCAAAACAUCCAGCUCGGGCUGUCGGACGUGAUGGUGGCGGGAGGAAUGGAGAGCAUGAGCCGAGUUCCACACUACUUGAGCCGGAAUGCACCGCCAUUUGGACACCAAAAGCUUGAGGAUGGUUUGAUCAAGGACGGACUGUGGGACGUGUACGACCAGAUCCACAUGGGCAACUGCGCGGAGAACACCGCCAAGAAGCUGAACAUCAGCCGAGAGGCGCAGGACGCAUACGCCAUCGAGUCCUACCGCCGUGCAAAGGCUGCCUGGGAACGGGGCCAGUUCAAAGCCGAGAUCGUCCCAGUUAAGGUGCCCUCGCGGAAAGGCGAAGUCGUGGUUGAGAUCGACGAGGAGUACGAGGCCGUCAAUAUCUCCAAAAUUCCCACACUGAAGCCAGCAUUCCAGAAGGAGGGGGGCACCGUGACUGCCGCUAACUCCAGCACUUUCUCCGAUGGUGCCUCCGCCCUCGUUCUCGGGUCUCAGGAUAUUGCUCAGGAAUACGGUGGCAGCAAAGACGGAGUUUUGGCACGGAUCGUGGGUUACGCCGACGCAGCUACGAAGCCAAUUGAUUUCCCGCUUGCACCUACUCUUGCCAUCCCACUGGCGCUUUCGAGAGCUGGCCUCGAGACGAAAGAUAUCGCCAAAUGGGAGAUCAACGAAGCGUUUGCGGCGGUGAGCAAGGCAAUCGGGCAAAUUCUGGACUUGGAUGCUGAGAAGGUCAACGUUAAUGGUGGUGCGAUUGCAUUGGGGCAUGCUCUGGGAAGCUCCGGAAGUCGAAUCCUGACGAGUUUGUUGUACACCUUGAAGCCUGGCGAGUUUGGAGUGGCAGCUAUCUGCAAUGGUGGAGGUGGUUCAACUGCGGUGGUGGUACAAAGGAUUGACCAUGUGUGAGUACGAACGGGAGCGUGGUGUGGCUUGUAAAAGUCGUCGGUUGGUGUACAUCCAUAAAGCGGUUGCCUUUCUUCUUUUAGGACGAAGAGUGGAAUGAGAUGCACAUUCUUCUUUUGCAAACUCUGGUUCAAUACUGUUGAUAAAUCAUACAAUGGUGGUGCGUGAAUUCGAAUUCGUUCUGUUUGUGAGGUGGCCACAGCAGGCCCCAUAGCGGCGGUGGAGUUUUCUUGGUUUCAUUAUUUUGCAUUCGACUGUGACCGAUCACGACAACGUAGUGAUGAGC
Molecule: messenger RNA, 1641 nt
Organism: Tricharina praecox
Lineage: Eukaryota; Fungi; Ascomycota; Pezizomycetes; Pezizales; Pyronemataceae
Product: Thiolase, N-terminal domain-containing protein
Exons: 2
Coding region: 84-1358 (424 amino acids)
Biological process (GO): fatty acid beta-oxidation
Molecular function (GO): acetyl-CoA C-acetyltransferase activity
Source: RefSeq, a predicted model, not a curated record